Messenger RNA from Nerophis lumbriciformis (worm pipefish), 609 nucleotides. The record is from RefSeq and is a predicted model, not a curated record. NCBI's taxonomy places the organism in Eukaryota, Metazoa, Chordata, Actinopteri, Syngnathiformes, Syngnathidae.
AUGGAAAUGCCUCACGGGGGUUGCCCCCGGGCUGUUCCAGAGACCCGGCAGAGCUCCAGUCAAUCAGGUGGGGGAGUGAGCGCGGUCCACCACACCUCCUACAACUAUGUCAAGGUUGCCAUCGCCAUCCCCGUGGCACCGAGGGAGAUCCGCUUCUUACUCCUGUUCAGCAAGCAGGGAAAACUGCGGCUGCAGAAGUGGUUCACACCAUUAACAGACCGGGAAAAGAGGAAGGUGAUCCGAGAUAUGAUGAUGAUUGUGUUGGCCCGCGCUCCCCGUUCAUGCAACUUCCUGCAAUGGAGAGACCUUAAGAUUGUCUAUAAGAGGUACGCCAGCCUAUAUUUCUGCUCUGGUCUGGAGGAACAAGAUAAUGAGCUGCUGAGCCUUGAGGUGCUGCACAGAUAUGUGGAACUGCUGGAUAACUACUUUGGCAACGUGUGUGAGCUGGAUAUUAUUUUCAAUUUUGAAAAGGCGUAUUACAUCUUGGAUGAAUUCUUGAUGGGAGGAGAAGUGCUAGAAACAUCCAAAGUUUCCGUGGGUUUCGCUCUACAGGAGGCUGAUGCACUCCAAGAGACAAUGGAGGAGUAUAUGAACAAACCUUCCUACUGA